Aspergillus alliaceus is the source of this 1080-nucleotide messenger RNA. RefSeq lists its product as uncharacterized. The transcript is spliced from 6 exons. Lineage: Eukaryota; Fungi; Ascomycota; Eurotiomycetes; Eurotiales; Aspergillaceae. Bases 1 to 1080 code for a protein of 359 amino acids. The record is from RefSeq and is a predicted model, not a curated record.
AUGGAGACCACCUUUGCAAUCGAAGGCACCCCGCGCAAUGAUGAGGUGAAACUGCAGGUACUGCAGAGCAUUGACGCUUGCGGCCUUUUUCGUCCAAAGGACGUCUCAGUGAAGGAUUGCACAGGGCUCACAGGUGCUGAGGAGCCUGAAGCUGCCCUUACACCUGCACGUGCGCCGACACCCGAGCUGGAGCCCGAACCUGAGCCCGAGCAGAGCGAAGUUUCAGAAAUCUCCGCGGGAGAUACACCAGAAGAUAUGCAGGUUUCGCUAUGCAAGAUUGACUAUGUCUAUGAUAAAAAGCUCGAGAAACGCAUGUUCCUUCCAUAUAACCCCUUGAGAGGAGCUGACGAACAAGACACCAGCUUGCCCAGCGAUGAGCAUAGUAAGUGGGUGGUGGUGCUACGACGCGUGUUUUGCAGAUAUGAUCAAUCAUUGAGCGAAGUUUGCAUUGAUAUCAAAAGCCCACUGGUAUUUAGUGUAUUGCAUAAGGCUAUCCGUGAUAUGAGAGCCACUCUCGACGUAGAGCCAUCCCACCCUGGCCGAACGACGAGAUAUUUCGAUGGAAAGAUUGCUCAGGACAAAGGUGAGCUCUGUGUUGAAGAGCAUGUAAACCUGCUGCUCUGGCUUGUCGAGGAACAAUACGCGCCAGCUAUUAGUGAUAUUGAGCACAUGUUUCCCAAAGGAACUACAACAUUGAAUAUUUUGCGAGAAGCGUUCUUUCCCAAGGACAUCAUUGUCGAUGGCAUUGCGGACACACCACGAGCGUAUCGGGUCACCAAAGCUGAGUACAGAGUAGAUACAUACGGAAAACGAUAUCUUCAUAUCAAGGCAGUGUACAUCGACUACGACGAUACGGUCCCCGCAUUCUCUUUCGAGGACAAGAAGUUCCUCUCGGCGAACAUUGGAGACCUUGAAGACAUCACUUUCAACCAGGAGGUCUUCCGUCAGCUUGUGCUCCCAGACCCUACCAAGGAAAUAGUGCGUGUCAUGGUACAGAGUCGCGUUAAUGGCGUCGACUUUGACGACUUCACAAAAGAGUCGUUCUCCAUUUGCCCGCUAUGGGUGUCAGGGCGCUGCUGA